Molecule: messenger RNA, 4617 nt
Organism: Equus caballus (horse)
Lineage: Eukaryota; Metazoa; Chordata; Mammalia; Perissodactyla; Equidae
Biological process (GO): vesicle cargo loading; protein secretion; endoplasmic reticulum to Golgi vesicle-mediated transport
Cellular component (GO): endoplasmic reticulum exit site; endoplasmic reticulum membrane
Source: RefSeq, a predicted model, not a curated record
CAGCAAGCAGCAACAGAUGCCCAACCUGUGCACGAAAUUUAGUGGAGAGAAUUUUGAAGUGAAAAACUGGAACCCAGACGAUCGUCUUCAACAAUUCUUUACAGUGGUACGAUGAGAGAGAUGAGGAUUUCCUCCCAUUUGGAGGCAGUGAAUCCAAGAACAAAAAGGGAGGUGAGUUUCCAGGAGGCAAAGUAUGGUCAGACCUGAAAACUCAGAGGACAGGCCACCUCUUCUCUUGCUGAGCACUGAUCAUACCACCACAUGCCCACCCCAUCCCAACACGGCCAGAUCAGAGUGUUUGCACACCGGCCUGAAGUUUGCUGUGAUGUCAGCACUGCCAUAGUAACAGGGUAUGAACGAAUUGGUCAUACCUGUGCCCAGACUAUGCUCAUAUAGGACCAGUCCAAAAAUCAAAUAGUAGGAUCUUUUCCUCAUCUGUAUGUAAGGAUGGCCCCAUCCACACCUCAUGUUGCAAAGUUCUCCUGAGACAAAGCCUGGAACAGAGACUUGUUGAUUACCAAGUACCAGAGUUAUCAUCAUCAUCACUGUUAUUUUUAUAAAGUCUGGCCUUUGCGUAGGUACAACGAGAAAGGCAGCCAGAAUUUCUUCCACACAACUUGAAAGUGAAGGAAAUCAUUAAUUUGGUUCCUGUAGACAAGUAGUCCUAAUUGAUCGAGACUCAAAAUAUACAGUCUGGACUUUUUCAGUUGAUCGAAUAUGCAAGUAAUUAACUUUUCUUUAUCUUGGAUCCAAAAAUAACUAGAAUGACGUUGAACAGAAAAAUUCAGUGGUUCUGAGUUACUCGACAAGCCAUAGUCCUCCACAAGAAACAGAGAACCUGGGAACAGGCACCCCGACUUAUCCUUUAUGGCCAUACCAUAGCCUGGAAAAAUAGAGCUACGCAAAGUUUUCAUUUUUCAGAAUCCUGUGUAGAAUCCACAUGAGACACAUGGUAUAUUUAAUAUGCCUGGGUCUUAGGGACCAGGGCUGGCUAUAGGAGGGGCAUUCCCAUCUCUGUGGGCUGUGGAAUAGAGAAAAAGGAAGUUGAAGGAGGGAGGGGAUUCAAGGAGGGGCUGUGAGAGGUGGGUAGAGGAAAAGAGCCCUCUGCCCAGGUAAAAUCUCGAAUCAAGACGAGACAAGACUAAGUUGGGGAUUUUCAAGUCGCCCAGAGACUCCACAGGAAUUGAGACAGCAAAACCCAGUGUAAUGGGUUGAAUAGUGUCCCCCAAAAGUUCAUGUCCAUUGGAAACCAAAUAAGAAGAUGAUCUUGUUUGGGAACAGGGUCUUUGCAGAUGUAAUUAAUUAAGAACUGAGAUGAGAUCAUACUGGAUUAGCAUUGGUCCUAAAUCCAGUGACUGGUAUCCUUGAAGAGGAGACAGCACACAGAGACAUAGAGAAGCCUUGUGAAGAUGGAGGCAGAGACUGGCAUGAUGCAGCUACGAGCCAAGGAGUGCUGGGAGCCACCAGAGGCUGGGAGAGGGCAAGGAAGCAGCCCUCCCUAGAGCCUUCGAAGGGAGCAUGGCCAUCUGUUGCCUUGAUUUUGGAGUUCUGGCCUACAGAAUUAUAAGAGAAUAAAUUUCUGUUGUUUUAAGCCACCAGAUUUGGGAAAUGUAGAGACAGAGUUUUUCACAGAAACCUAUGGGGGACCUCAAGGGCCAGAAGCUGUUCAAGCACUGAGCUAGUUCAGACAUUACAACGGCCAGAAAGAGGAAGGACCUAGCCUGAACCACAGCUUGACUACAAUGGGAGGAAAUGGAUACGGUUGAGAAAUUAUUGGUAAAACUCUUUAUUUUAACAAAGUUGAAACCAUAAAGCCCUUUGACUCCCUAAACAUUUUAGUAUUUCCUGACCAUAGUACAAUGACGGAAAUUGGAAUUUAACGUUGACACGAUGCUUAUCUAAUCCAUUGUCCAUAUUCAAACUUUGUCAAUUUUUCACAUACUGUCAUCUCUAACUAAUUUUCCCUCUGGCCCAGGAUCUAUUCCACGAUCAUGUGUCGCAGUUCGUUGUCAUGUCCCCUGAGUCUCCUUGGCUCUGAAACAAUUCCUCUCCCUUUCUUAUCUUUCAUGACCUUCAUAGUUUUGAAGCACAGGGGGCAGUAGCUGUGUAGAAUGUCCCUCACUCCAGGUUUGUGUGGUAUUUCUUCAUCAUUAGAUUCCAGUUAUGCAUGUUUGGCAGGAAAACCACAGAAAUGAUGCUGUGUUUUUUUCUGUGCAUCAUAUCAGGAGGCAUGUGAUGUUGGCCUGUCCCAAUAUUAUUUCUGUCAACUUUUAUCAGUGGAUUAAGAGGGUACACACUAUGGAUCUCUUCAUUAAGUUACUAUGUUUCUCUCCACCAUCAGCCCUGUCCACCUCCUUCAGUGUCUGGACAAGCGAGAUCAAUUUCUACUUUCAGAGCUAAGUUAGGAAUCUGUUUGCUAGAACCUGCUGGUCUACCCUCCCCCAGCUCAACUAACCAGCCCUGGUUACCGGGCGCCUGUUCACCUUAAAGAUGGAGCACUCCACAGGGUUCUGAGUGGUCAGUUGUGGCCACAGGACACUGGUACUCGGAGGCAGAGCAGUGGAGCCCUCCCCAGCUAUGGGGGGCCUGCUGCCUGCCAGGGCAUCUGCUGUCCAGCUGAUUCUGGGGCGCCUGUGGGGGGCUCUGCAGGGGAUUUCUGGAAGUGUGAGACACAUCCUGGCUCUCCCUGCAUUCCCCUGGGAGACCCUGGUGGGUACCGUGGUGCCGGUGCUGAUAGUACAGAGACGACACGCUUUACGGAGUGUGAAGGCACUGGGCAAAAGAUGUUCUGCAACGACAGGAGCCUGUGACACCCACAGGCCGCCUGGGAUGAAGGCCAGUGCUCUCUCGUUACAAGUCUUGUGCACAUCAGCAAUAAAUACAGACCUGAGCAAGUGGUCACUUCAGGCCGCUGUCCACCUUCUGGAAGAACUACAGAAGAGCCAGCCUCCUAAACCUUCCCGAGUGACUGACGAAAGACCCACCUUAAAAGCAUCAGAGAAGGACGCAGGACAAUUUCAUAAGAAAACAACGGAUGAUUUGAAUGAAAACACUCAUUUUCCAGAAAGAGUGGAACUGCUUGAACAAGGAAUUCUGAGAUGGAAGCAGAGAGUCCAAGAAAAGGAGAAGGAGAAAGAAAGGUGGGAAAGGUCGAACGCACAAAGGAAGCAGGCCCUGAAAGACCAACUCAGCCGACUACAGGCCGUGGCUGAAAGCCUGCGGGAGAGCAUCCUCUCGCCGGAUCUCCUGGGAGACCGUGUGGAUGGCAGGAACUCGGAUAUGGAGCAGAAGACGGAAGCAGAACUGGAGAUCAAUCCAUCCGUGCGUCAGCAGUUGGUGUGAAGGGAACCACUGAUGAUGCUGACUUCGAUGUGCCCCUUCAGAGUCCUGAAGAGCAACGUCAAGGAACAGCCAGACAACUGAGGGAAGAGGAGCAAAUGAAUGUAGAGCUUAUGGAAGGAACAGCGAGUCUUGAAACCGAGGAAGCAUCUUUGCAGCAUGAAAAUUCAAAGCUUGAAAGUGAGAUUCAGUUGCUGAAGCUGAAGCUUCAAAAUCUGCCUAAAUUCCAUGAAGAUCAUUCAAAGCAACUUCAGAAAAAAAUUGUUUGAGGUGGAAACUUGCUGCUUAGAAAUUGAGAAGACUCUCCCUGGUGUGUAUAGAAACAUGACCUCCACCUGUCAGACCUGCAACCUCUACAAGCAGAUGGAGGAAGACACGCACAGAGAAGUGGAGAGAAACACUGCCUCCACCCGCAAGGAGAUCCUCUUCUGGUGGAAAAGAGCUCAGGAAAGCUGGAUGGCAGCCGUGUUGACCUAGAGAGCUCAAGGAGCUAAGAAGAGAAAAUGACCGCACCAGGCAAAUGCUGCCCAAGGUCGAGUCCACGUCUCGGGCUUUCCCAAGUGGCUCUUUGUCUCCAGCUGCUCCAUCUGCAGCCCCCAGAGGCCUGGAGGGGUGGGGGGAUCCCCGGGGUCAUGAGGGCCCCCAGCAAGGAGGAGGGUCCUGCCGUGAGCGCGCAGAGAUCUGGGGUCACCUGUGGCUUUGACUCGGCUCACUGCAGCUGGGUCCUGAACCCCUGCAACCACGCAGACCACCUGCACGGGUUUCUGUUAGAGUUCUGUUGGCUGAUCUCUUGUUCGUUAAGCUGCUGUUGCUAGACUGAUGCCACAAUUCCUCUCGUUAGCAGAGCAUUGCGACUUUACGGGAGUAUUAUUUAAAUACAGAUUUGUUAAUAUAACUCUCGUGAAUACAUCAUUUCCCCCUCAGACCUUUUAGAAUUAUAGACUGUGUGUAUCACAUUUUGAUUUAAAUUAAAUGUCUGCUAUUACUUAAACCAUCCUCUAAGUCCGACGAGGAUAAAGACAUCUAAAACAAUACAGACCAUUUCUGUAUGCUAUGGCAUUAAUGCAAGUCUGUAGAAGUAGCUUAAUAUUUACCUGAAUUAAUUUUGGCUGGUUUUAAAAACAACACAAAAAAAACCCAAACAAAGCAACGCCCUAUUCAAACUACACAAGAUUUUUAUUAGUUUGAUCCUAAAUUCAUAGUUUAGAAAACUUAAGAUUUUGCAACCACUUCUUUCUUGCUUUGUAUUUUUUCUUAAUCUUUGUUCUUUUGUUUAAG